ACUAUCUCCAUCCUACAUUUGAUUCUCCUUGAUCUCGACCUCCAGCUGCACAGUUUCAAGUAAAGCCAUAAUGCACCUUCAAAGCACCCUUCUGGGCUUUGUCGCCUUGACCACAGCUACUAACGUCCCAUCACCACAACACCUCUUCGCAAAUCCUUCGGUACCCGAGAAGUCCAACUACAAGAUUCCUACUGUCCAUGAAUCCGCCAUCCAAGCCCGCAGAAUCAUGCGCCUGGAGAACAUUGGCACACUCUCGACCAUUUUCCCCAACGCGCCUCACGCCACCGAGCAACGACCCUCUGAAGUGGCGGGCACGCCCAUAGGUCUCAUGGACUAUUUCGGUGACUGCGAACCCGAAUCUGGCAACCCGACCAUUCUCGCCAUCACCAUCGCCACGUCUUUCAAGAACGUCGACGCUGGGUCCAACAUUACGCUGAGCAUGCGCUGGCACCCUCAAGAUAAUAAGUGGCGCAGUCCCGCAUCGCUUCCCCGCUUUUCGCUCAUAGGCCAUUUGGAAGAUAUCGAUAUGGAUGCUGUAGAGAAACUAGGUGUGACAGCUUGUUUUGUCAAGAAGCAUCCCGAUGCUGCGUGGUGGCUUCCAGGCAACAGAAUUCACGAGAGCAAGUGGGUAAGGCUGGUCGUUGACGAUAUUUACUGGAUCGGAGGUUUUGGAGACCGUGCAUACAUUGGCUGGAUUCCCAAGGAGGAGUGGUUCAGCGUUACGCAGGAUGAGAUUGAUGGCGUUCAGUUGCCGGGUGAGAAAAGCACUACUUGGGGUACCUUGAGCAGUUGGUUCGGCCUUGGUCAGCAACAGCAGGGUUUGUUUGAGUUGUAGAGUUGUUGAUGAUUCACGACAAGAUGAUACGUCGGACAUGAUGAGUUGGCGGGAAUCACAAGCAGAGCCCUUGAUUCCAGUUAUGUGAUGUGAAGGGAUUCGAUGGUAUACGAUUUGAUUGUUACUCGGCAUGUCAUUCUGCGCUUAUCUUCCUAAGUAUUCCUUACGUAUCAUUUUGAUUCCUCUUCUUAUCAACUACUCAGUAACACUAGACUCACCCACGACGUCUUCAACCCAUACUCACCAGAUUUUCGGUUGAAAAUCACGUUAUUAUAGAUUUGCACAUUCCUCGUUGCAUGAUAUCACCACAGGGACUUCAGCAAGAAUGAAUACUUUUACCGAACAUUGACACGUACCCUGUCUUUCUCUC
Molecule: messenger RNA, 1205 nt
Organism: Bipolaris maydis ATCC 48331
Lineage: Eukaryota; Fungi; Ascomycota; Dothideomycetes; Pleosporales; Pleosporaceae
Product: pyridoxamine 5'-phosphate oxidase-domain-containing protein
Source: RefSeq, a predicted model, not a curated record